Molecule: messenger RNA, 1629 nt
Organism: Fomitopsis serialis
Lineage: Eukaryota; Fungi; Basidiomycota; Agaricomycetes; Polyporales; Fomitopsidaceae
Product: iron permease
Exons: 10
Coding region: 1-1629 (542 amino acids)
Biological process (GO): transmembrane transport
Molecular function (GO): transmembrane transporter activity
Source: RefSeq, a predicted model, not a curated record
AUGAUCACGGACACACGCGAUGUUUACCUUGUGCCACUUCCUGACGCGACAGAGUCCAAGCUGCCCCUUGCUGCGAAGGUAGUCGAUCAGGAAAAACAGCCGCGAGAUGCACGCUUCUGGCUUGUCUUCCUUGGUGUCGGCAUAGCCACAAUGAUUACUGCUCUUGAGCUGGCAGCGGUCUCUGUUGCACUUCCAACCAUCACCCAGGAUUUACAUGGCUCAUCGUUCAUAUGGGUCGGCUCGGCGUACACGCUAGCAGGGACGGCUUUCAUCCCCCUUAGCGGAGGUCUCUCCCAGAUAUUCGGGAGACGCAUCGUGAUCCUGUCAUCUCUGGCGAUCAUGGCUCUAGGCAGUGCUCUCUGUGGAUCUGCAAAGAGUAUGACCCAUCUGAUCGCAGGACGGACCGUCCAGGGGCUUGGUGGCGGAGGAAUCUCCGCUACGACUGCCAUUAUUAUUUCCGACCUUGUGCCCCUCAGCGAGCGUGGUAUUUAUAACGGUUUGAUUGGAAUUGCAUGGGCGAUGGCCAGCGGAAUCGGGCCAAUUGUUGGCGGCGCCCUUGCUCAGAAUGGCCAAUGGAGGUGGCUCUUCUAUCUCAAUAUCCCAAUAUGCGGAGUAGCUGGCGCCAUAAUGAUACUCUUCCUGCGUGUCCGGGCAACGCCAGGAACCCUGAAGGAGAAGAUUCGCAGAAUCGACUGGCUUGGCACGUUCCUUGUUAUCGCCGCGACGACUGCUUGCGUCAUCGGGCUCACCUGGAGCGGCGUCACGGUCCAGUACUCCUGGGGCUCGGCGCCAUCGCUAGCACCCCUCAUCAUCGGUCUCGUGGGAAUGGCAGCGUUCAUAACAUAUGAGUGCAUCUUCCCAGCAUAUCCACUGGUUCCUGCUACAUUACUCUCCACAAUCACGGGAGUCAGUGGCUACAUGCAGACGUUCGUCAUCAUGAUGCCAAUAGUAAUGAUCGCAACCGUCUACUACAUCCCAGUCUACCUACAAGCAUGCAAGGGGGCCUCUGCAAUCGGUUCCGGUGUAGAUGUGUUGUCUUUUUCGUUGGUCCUCGCGCCCGUCGGUAUUCUUGGAGGCGUGUUCGUCAAUCGCACAGGCGGCUACAGGCUACCACUGUGGACGGCUUGGAUAUCCAUGAUGAUCGGGACGGGACUACUCACGCUGGAUGCGGACACGCCUCUCGGACACACUAUCGGGUUUCUCGUACCGAGUGCGCUGGGCUGUGGACUCCUAGCAUUUUCGACGUACUUCCCCGUCCUCGCGCCGCGUGAAUGGCUAAAGGUCUGGGGAGUCACGAUCGGCGGAACUGUCCUUCAGAACGAGCUUCAAAAACACCUACCGCCCACCUUCACCGCCCACUUCCCGGAGGGGACAGUCGUUGCGUAUGCCACGAUCCCUGCCAUAGCAGAUCUCCCGGAACCACUACGUACAGAGGUCCGGGAAGCCUUCGCAGCCAGCCUCAAGGUCAUCUGGGAAGUCCUCCUCGCCAUCGCUGGUCUCGGGUUUGUCUCGAGCCUCAUCAUGAAAGCGCUCCCUUUGCAUGCCGCUGUGGAUGAGAGUUGGACCUUGCAGCAACACGAGGGCAAGGAGAGCAAUGCCAGCCUCAGCACUUUCGGUAUGGAAGCGUAG